This is a messenger RNA of Staurois parvus, 384 nucleotides long. The record is from the annotation of a GenBank genome assembly. Lineage: Eukaryota; Metazoa; Chordata; Amphibia; Anura; Ranidae.
AUGUCUCAGAAAGUGCGACGUUCCUACAGUCGCUUGGAAAUGUCACUGAAUGGUGGCUCAUUUCUUUACAGUCCCACCAGAGAGACUGACUCAGAUACUUCCACUCCAAACCCAGCCCCGAAAGCAGGGCGUAAGUCACUUUUUGGGUUUGAUAAACUUCUUAGUUCUGAGAGCCCAGAGGAAGAAGCAGAGAAAAAAAAAGGAGAGGAAAGUAAACAGACAAAUGAAAGUGCAAGUGGAACAUCAAUGAAACUCCCUGCAGAAGAACCAGACCUCAAUAUUCCUGGAAUAGCAUUAGCUAAGCGGAAGAGGAGGAAACGGAAGGUUCCACAAAUUGAGGUAAGAACUCUCAGUAUUAUCAGCCAUGCAGAACGCUACUCGUGA